AUGUAUUUCAUUCAUAGUUUGUCUGCGCUAGGCAAUAGUGCAAUAUACCACGCCGAUUCUGAAAAAGUAGACAAUCAUAUCGAUUAUGAAAAAUGCCUGUUUGAUAAAUUAGACAAACAUUUAGAUAAGUCAGAUACUUUUAAGUACAAGGAUUCUGCUGAAAACCGUUAUGCACUUUCCAUUCGAAUGAUCGAUAGACCUGAUUUCCAUCUGGCAAUUUCAGGGAAAACAUGGUCUGUUAUUCAGGAGCACUAUCCUUGGCUAAUACCUAAACUGGUUGUGAAAGGUACAGUGUUUGCUCGCUUCUCUCCUGAACAAAAAGCACAAGUGAUUGAAGCUCUUCAGUCAGUUGGUUACUUUGUUUCUAUGUGUGGAGAUGGUGCAAAUGAUUGUGGAGCUUUAAAAGUAGCUCAUGCUGGGAUUUCCUUAAGUGAAGCAGAAGCAAGUAUUGCUAGUCCUUUUACAUCAAAGAAACAAAAUAUAAGCUGUGUACCUAUGCUUAUAAGAGAGGGUCGUUGUGCUCUUGUAACAAGUUUUGGAACGUUUAAAUUUAUGGCUGGUUACUCCCUUAUUCAGUCAUUUUCUACAAUUAUACUUUUUGCG
Messenger RNA from Schistosoma intercalatum, 603 nucleotides. Lineage: Eukaryota; Metazoa; Platyhelminthes; Trematoda; Strigeidida; Schistosomatidae. The record is from the annotation of a GenBank genome assembly.